UUACAGAUGAAGACUGGAGACAGGUGGUGUCUGGAGAGAGGAGGCUGGAGACAGCAGGCAGAAACUUCAAAUACUGAAUAACAGAGUCUUGAAAGAUUCAUCAUGGGUAAUUUCACAAAGGAAUGAGUAACAAUAGUUAAGCAGCAAUUGGAAGAGGCCAGAAAAUGGCUACCUGACCUCCCAGCAACAACCUCCAGUCAGUGCAAGGUAUCAAAUUCAAACCCUGAUGGCAAUGUACAACUCAUCGUUCUCGCACCCAUUUAUGCUAACAAUGUCAUUUGGGGAGCUGACAUUGAUGAAAUAUCUUUACAGCAUCAUAGUUUUUCUUGGUUAUAUGUUUAUGCUCUUAUGUAAUGGCGUUGUCAUCACCGCCAUAGCACUCAACAAACGUUUACAUGAGCCAAUGUAUAUAUUUCUGUCUGUCAUGUGUAUAAAUGGGAUAUACGGUUGUACUGCAUUUUAUCCAGCUCUGUUUGUGCAUCUACUCAGUAAAACUCAAACAAUUUCUUAUAUCGGCUGUUUGGUUCAAGCAUUUUGCAUCCACACAUACGUAGGAUGUGAGAUGGCAAUUUUGACAGUUAUGGCGUUUGAUCGUUAUGUAUGCAUCUGCAAUCCUCUCAGAUAUAAUAGCAUCAUGUCUUUAAGCACCGUCUACAAGUUGAUCUUCGGAGUGUGGUUUUAUUGCAUCAUCCUAAUUGGUAUACACUUUAUGUUGACAAUUAAACUUUCUUUAUGUGAUUCAAUUUUACUGAAGAUAUAUUGUGACAACUGGUCUAUAGUUAGACUGUCCUGUAGUGAUACGACAAUAAAUAAUGCCUUUGGAUUAUUAAUCUCAUUAAUAUUUAUUGUAGUUAUGCCUAUUUUCAUAGUAGCCUCAUAUGUUAUGAUUUUGAAAGCGAGUUUGAAAGCCUCAAAGGACUUCAGAGCCAAAGCUUUGCAGACCUGCACCCCUCAUUUGGUAACAAUUUCUAACUUUAUCCUGGAUCUGUUUUUUGAUCUCUUUCUCUACCGUUCUAUUCCAACUAGCGUUCCUUAUGAGCUGAGGGUGGUCAUGUCAGUGCAAAUCAUUGUAAUUUCACCAUUUCUCAACCCUGUGAUCUAUGGAAUUAAAAUGAAGGAUAUUCGAGAACGAGUCAUUCAGCUCUUUUAUUUGAAAAGGUAA
Pelobates fuscus (common spadefoot toad) is the source of this 1162-nucleotide messenger RNA. Its product is annotated as olfactory receptor 52D1-like. The transcript has 3 exons. Gene Ontology annotation, cellular component: membrane. Gene Ontology annotation, molecular function: olfactory receptor activity; G protein-coupled receptor activity; odorant binding. Bases 227 to 1162 code for a protein of 311 amino acids. Lineage: Eukaryota; Metazoa; Chordata; Amphibia; Anura; Pelobatidae. Gene Ontology annotation, biological process: detection of chemical stimulus involved in sensory perception of smell; G protein-coupled receptor signaling pathway. The record is from RefSeq and is a predicted model, not a curated record.